AGCAGUGUGUGCCGGCUGUCGACCAGCACUCUGCUCCCAGGCCUCAGCAGAACACCACCCCUCAGUCGACCAGGCCUCAGCAGAACACCACCCCUCAGUCUCAGUUUCUGGAGGUCAUUAAUUAUCUCCAUCUGGUCCUACAAGUUGACCUGCCGUGAUAAUGGCGACUGACCUGGUCCGACACUUAGGUGGGUGCCACUGUGGUGCCAUCAGGUUCGAGGUUAUGGCACCCUCUACACUGAUCGUCAUCGACUGCACUUGCAGCUUGUGCGUCAAGAAACAAAACAAGCACUUCAUCGUUCCCUUCAGCCAGUUCAAGUUGUUGAAAGGUCACGAUGCUCUCACCACCUACUCCUUCAACACUCACACAGCCAAACACAACUUCUGCUCCACCUGCGGUGUCCAGCCCUUCUACAUACCCAGGUCUAACCCAGACGGCUACGGUGUAGCACCCCAUUGUCUGGAUGACGGCACCGUGAAGAAGGUCAAGUACGAGAAGUUUGACGGCAAGAACUGGGACGACGCGAUGAAGAAGAACUCUCAUAUUUCUAACUACUCCAGGGAGACCAAGAAGUAAUACUUGGUGGCCUCAGCUGCUGUACCUAGAGGCCGCAGCUGAAGUGUCUAGUGGCUCCACCUGCUGUGUCUAGUGGCUCCACCUGCUGUGUCUAGUGGCUCCACCUGCUGUGUCUAGUGGCUCCACCUGCUGUGUCUAGUGGCUCCACCUGCUGUGUCUAGUGGCUCCACCUGCUGUGUCUAGUGGCUCCACCUGCUGUGUCUAGUGGCUCCACCUGCUGUGUCUAGUGGCCGCAGCGGCUGUGCCUAGUGGCCACAGGUGCUGUGUAGUGGUCGCAGAUGCUGUGUCUAGUGGCCACACACAGUGACGUAAUGUAGAUGGUUAUAUUCGUUGUAUUUUAAAAUAAUUACAGGUAAUUGUGCAUUAUAUAUUUUGAGAAUAUAACCUUAUAAACUAC
Homarus americanus (American lobster) is the source of this 974-nucleotide messenger RNA. Its product is annotated as centromere protein V-like. NCBI's taxonomy places the organism in Eukaryota, Metazoa, Arthropoda, Malacostraca, Decapoda, Nephropidae. The record is from RefSeq and is a predicted model, not a curated record. The transcript has 4 exons. The coding region runs from base 161 to 577 and encodes 138 amino acids. Gene Ontology annotation, molecular function: carbon-sulfur lyase activity.